Molecule: messenger RNA, 564 nt
Organism: Parnassius mnemosyne (clouded apollo)
Lineage: Eukaryota; Metazoa; Arthropoda; Insecta; Lepidoptera; Papilionidae
Source: the annotation of a GenBank genome assembly
AUGUUUUACAAAUGUGUGAUACUUACCUUUGUUUUUACAUGUAUAUUGUUUGCAUCCGGGCAGUCAUAUGAAGAUAAAAGAUGCAUGUGUGUGUGUCCAAGCCCAGCAGCUGUUCUAAACAACACAGCAGGAUCUGAUCGCAAACUUUACAUUGGAAAUGUGCCACCAAAUAAAUGCAACUGUGAUGGAGUUAUUCUGCCCCGAGUUGGAGAAAUAAUUAAAGGUCGUGAACAAGAAUUCUGCCCUCGCUGUGAGUGCAAGUAUGAGAGUAGAAACACCACCAUAAUUAAGGUGGUGGUCAUAAUAGUAAUAUGGGUGAUAAUGCUUUUAGUGGUCUAUAUGGGAUUUCUUAUCUGUUUGGAUCCACUCAUAAAUAAAAGAGCUAAGGCUUCUUAUCAAGAGCAUACUAAUGAGGAUGAUGAAAGCACCAUCAGUGGACCUUCGCAGCAACUUGGAGCACGAGGCAAUGUCUUGAACCGUGUUACCCAUCAACAAGACAAGUGGAAGAGACAGGUGCGCGAACAACGUCGCAACAUAUAUGACAGACAUACUAUGCUUAACUAG